CCCCGCCCCCCAGGGAGCCCACACGCGGUUCCCCCGUGCGAGCGAGCGACAAAGACGGCACUGCCACGGUGCCGGCGGCGCAGCAGAACCGGCACGACAAGCAGAGCCGCGCCCCCCGCAGACGCCAGCGCCCGAUCCGCAAGCCCGUGAGCUGGUUCGUGCCGCUGGACAGACGUGUGGACCAGGACUCGGAUGUCUCUCGACAAGGGGCGAAGGAGAACGUGUCCGGGCACGCAGGGCGACCAAUACGAGAGGAGCAGCGCAUGGCAUGGCCCUGGCUGGGACGGCCCAGAGCAGAGUGGCGGUGGCGCCGCCGUUGGUGUCGGCGGUGCGUUGAGGUCCCGGCCUCCACUCCGGGAGAUGCAGCAGCACGACCUGGAGGAGGAGCUGGCAGGAGGGACGCUGCGUUCCCUUGAGCGCCUCACCCUGCAGGAGGCCCUCCACAUGAACCGGCCGGCGUUUGUGUACCGCUCUCGCGAGCGCAUCAAGCGACUGCAGUUCAUGGCGGAGGAGCGUCGCGUGCAGGGCGUGUGGCAGGAGGAGAGGGAGCGCCUGUUCGGCUGGGGGACGCGGGGACGUCGGCGACGGCACGGCCAGGGGCAGUCGAGCUCUGCCCGAACCCACCCCAUCUUCGAUAAUCUCUUUUUGGCAAGGAAGAGAGUGGUUCCCAAGAAGGAGGCAUUUGUGCGUUCAAAAUCGCUGUACGAGAAACUACCCGAGAUCAGGAGGCGACGAGAGGUGGAGAAGAAGCUUGCCGAGUACCAGUCGAACCGCCUCAAGGCCGACAACUUCCAAAGGAGAGUAACCAACAAAUUGCUGGGUCGAAGCACAGCGUGGGAGUGACUCCAGCACCCGUGGAGGAGCACGGUUCAAGGCAAACAACGUAUGGGGGCUUGCAAGCUUUGGGGGAGAUUGGGGAAGCUCUAAAAGCAAAGCCGUAAUCUAAAAGGAAGACACUGCAUUUCACUUCUGACAGCAGUUGCAUAGCCAUGUCGAAAUUAAAAGUGCCUGACUGUACCGGACGAUUGUGGACGCCACUCAUCCACAUUGAUGAUGCCGAGUCAGCGGUGGAAAUUCUACAUUCCUAUGGCCGAAGCCUGUCUCUUCACAUCUCAACUACUAUUGCCUUCAAAUAAAGUCAUACUCAUUUCACCAACCAUGAAGCCAUGGCUGUCUUGAGUCAAGGAGGUUACAAUAUACAUACGCACUGCAAUUUCACAGUUCCUGAGACCUGCGAAUGGCAUGCUACUUGUUUUGUAAAAUUAUCAAUAAGACCAAAAGACCUGCCAUUGCUAUAAUAAUAUGAUAAAUGAUAUGCCUAACAACAUACACCUAUGCUUCUCAUGAGGGCAGUUGUUGACAUAUUGUAGGUCGUGUUUGUUUUCAUUUCUAUAGGACUGAGACUAUCAACAUUUUUUUACACUUUUUACUCUGCUGUGUCCUUACAUAUUGUGGUGUGUAGCUGUGUGCAGUGCAAGAAUACAAUUCUAAAUGUAACCACAAUUAAACAUAGUAAUGAGAUCAUUUUUAUAAACUCAAACCUGAUGAUUGUGAUAGUAACAUACAAAUUGAGCAGACCAUGGAAUUGCAGUAAUCGAAGUCUCUCUUCACACAAUAUAAUGGCUCUCAAAGUUGAAUGCUUAAAACAUUUCCAAAUCUUUAUGCAACAAAUUAUGCACUUUUACUCGGCUAAAGGAAAUAUUAUUUAAACCACAAACAUGGUUGCCUCUUGUGCACAUGAUUUCGAUGGUGUUUUUGUUAUUUUAAUUUCAAGUUAAAUCAAUUGUCUCCAUGCUCAGACAAGCAUGGGGGGCAGUAGUCCUCUCCAUGUUCAUCUUUGAACCCAUGGUGAUAUUCCACAUUCUUACAUCAGCCUCCCCACAGCCCAUCAUCUACAGAGGAAUAAUGGAUUGUGUUAAAACGCAAGCGCGUGAUCAUUACUGCAGAUGGAAUAAAAGGAUGCAAUGACCGUGAACUCGACUGGAGCGGUCGGUAAACAGUUUAAGCACUCCUUGCCAACGUGCAUCGCCUGCAGUCCACAUCCAUCAACUUUAAACACUUUUGAGCCAGACCCUAAUGUGAGGAGUGGCUGCUGAUGACCACCGUUAUUCUUAGUCCGUGUCUGUUGAGAUGCCUAUCGUGUGGUACGCGUUCUAUUAACCAUGUAGGGAUGAUAAGCCAAACUUGACUCCUGGUCUGGAUUUGAACUUGCAACCUUUCGACUGUGAAUCGCUCACCAUAAUCACAGCACCACAGCAUCAAUGUUAACAUGUUUGCUUAAGGUAAACAAGCUGUUUUAUCACGGGCUCAUGUUGGUCUCCUCGGUCCUCCAAGUCUCUUGGGCUUAGGCUUACGGUAUGCCCAUCCGUGCUCUAUUUAAAUAAAUAAUAUUGUUGUACCCUAACUUAUAUCAAAGUUGAAUCCGCAAUACAAAUUAAACCGUGGUCACUCACUGCUCAUGUAACCUAAGCACAAUUACCUCGUGUAAAAGUGGGUGUUGUUCACCAUUGGUAGACCUGUCUUUUAUCACAAAAUCUGCAUUGUCUUAAUUCUACAAUGUUUAUGUGUGUCGUGGCAGCCAAUCUCUUUGUGUCAAAUUUAUAUACGUGUAUUUUUUUACAACUAAGUUUAUGAUGUGGCCAAUGUGUUGUUAAUAAAUGUGUUUCGUGUA
Lethenteron reissneri (Far Eastern brook lamprey) is the source of this 2671-nucleotide messenger RNA. RefSeq names its product (E2-independent) E3 ubiquitin-conjugating enzyme FATS-like. Gene Ontology annotation, molecular function: microtubule binding. Lineage: Eukaryota; Metazoa; Chordata; Hyperoartia; Petromyzontiformes; Petromyzontidae. The record is from RefSeq and is a predicted model, not a curated record. Gene Ontology annotation, cellular component: centrosome; cytosol; centriole. Gene Ontology annotation, biological process: regulation of centriole replication.